AUGGUCAACAAUCGUCUAGUUCACAUCAUCGAGACAAGAAGAUUACUGCAUCCUCACCAGUUUGCCUUCCGGAAAGGAAAAACUACCGUUGACCACUUGGCUGAGCUCGAGAAAGUGGUGCGAGCAGCCUGGAACAAGAAGGAGUACGUUCAGGGGAUUUUUCUGGAUGUGACCAAGGCGUACGAUACCACCUGGAGAAGACUGGUCCUGAACCAACUGCGUGACUGGAACAUAGAAGGUCUGAUGUUGAAAUUCUUGGACCGAAUGCUGGAAAAUCGCUCAUUUAGAGUUUUUGUGAACGGCCAGCUGUCGCAAAGCAAGAUCAUGGAAACAGGCCUCUGCCAAGGAUCAGUACUGAGCGUCACCUUGUUCUUGGUGGCUAUCAACACAUUGGUAGCACGGAUGCCGCCCAGCAUAACAACACUCUUGUACGCAGAUGAUGUUGUACUGCUGGCCAGUGGACGAAAUGUUGAAGAAGUUGAGAACGACUUGCAAGCUGCACUGAAGGCGGUGGAAUGCUGGCAGAGCUCAACGGGAUUUAAAAUUUCUGCGGAGAAAAGCGCUACUGUCAUCUUUAGAAGCUACGGAACGAGGAAACCACCGAGCAGAGCUGCACUGGAGCUGAAUGGGACCCUGAUCCCAACCAAAAAGCAGCACCGAUGUUUGGGCGUUAUCCUGGAUCAACAUUUACUGUUCAAGACACACUGCGAGGAAGUGAAAGCGGCUUGCCGACAACGAGUCCAGCUUAUCCGUUGUGUAGCAUGUAGGUCAUGGGGCGGCGAUAGGAAGACUCUAAUCAAGCUAUACAGAGCCACAGUGUUGGAGAAAAUCCUGUACGCAGCACCUAUAACAGCUGCCGUCAGUGACAACGUCCUGAAGAUCCUCGAGCCAACACACAACACAGGCUUGAGAGCUAUCUGUGGUGCGUUCCGUACCAGCCCUGUAGAUAGUCUCCAAGCUGAAACAGGAAUCCCGAGCCUGAGAGUGUUCUUUGAACAGCGGACAGCGAUCUACGCCGCCAGAAAAGCAGCCAUAUCAGCACAGAGCAGAACCCAGCCAGCAGAAGACGACUCACAAUCAGCAGGAAGCAGUACCGAGAGCAGCUACGAUAGCAACAGUUCAGGAGAGGAGUGGAAUUCGACUAGGCAUCGAGGUCCGCUACGUGGAGUGGAAACUGCUGAGACAAGAGGAAAGGCGAUACUUGAAGAGCUGGAACUACCGUUACCCGAGCUGAAGAUAUUCACACUACCAUUGUGUCCCCCCUGGGAACGCAGACGGAUCCGGAUAGACAAAACAUUACUCGAAGCUGAACGAGCCGGAGCAACUUCAACACAACUGAAGGAGCUCUUCGUGUCCCGAAGGAACACGGAAUAUCGCUUGUGUGAAACAAUUUUCACCGAUGGAUCAAAGAAAGAUGGCAGGGUUGGUUACGCGAUGGUUAGAGGGGACUUGGUUGUUCGAAGAAGAAUCAGUGAUCUGAGCAGUAUCUUUGCUGCGGAGUGUGGUGCGAUCACUGAAGCGCUCAGGUGGAUAAUUGGUCAGAAUCGCGUGGGGACCUACCUCGUCUGUACAGAUUCCUUGAGUGCCAUCACGGCCUUGGGUAAACGAAAAACCAAAUGCAGAUGGAAGGACGAGAUCAACAUCCUACACAAUCAGGCAGAAUGUAAUGGCACGGAGAUAAUCUACAUGUGGGUGAAAAGUCAUGUAGGAAUAGCAGGCAACGAGAAGGCAGAUGAAGAAGCGAAGCAGUCAUUGAACGACAGAAACAUCUGGGACAGAAGCGUAGAAUUCAAGGAGUUCAGGACGGUGAUCAAGAAGAGGACUGUUUGGCGCUGGAAUGCGGAAUGGAGCAGAAAGGUGGGCAACAAACUACGAGAGGUGAAGAACUCGGUACUACCUUAUCGAGAUGUAUUUGUUGGAUCGAGGAAGGAAGACGUCAUUCUGACAAGACUCAGGAUAGGACACACCUUGCUAACCCAUCAGUAUCUGCUGGAGAAGGACAGUGCGCCGCGUUGCACAAGGUGCAAUUUGGCGCUGACGGGACCACAUCGGGCUUUGUUGAAGAAAUAUGUGCGGCUUCGCAAUCACGACCUUAGAGCGUGGGAUGUUUGUCCGGAGGCCCGGCUCUUGGCUGUGGGUGCAAAGCGCAACAGGACUUCCCGGCCGCUGGCUCGGUGGGUGGUAGGUUCAACGCAAACGCAUCCUGGCGAUGACAUCCGGACGGGAAAUGCGACCCAUCGUGCUGUUUGGUACAGGACGACGGUGUGCCACCAUCCUCAAAACCCGUGCGAAAAGGACCUCAUCUCCCGCAUCUGA
Messenger RNA from Culex quinquefasciatus (southern house mosquito), 2316 nucleotides. RefSeq lists its product as uncharacterized. The record is from RefSeq and is a predicted model, not a curated record. Gene Ontology annotation, molecular function: nucleic acid binding; RNA-DNA hybrid ribonuclease activity. The transcript has 3 exons. Lineage: Eukaryota; Metazoa; Arthropoda; Insecta; Diptera; Culicidae. The coding region runs from base 1 to 2316 and encodes 771 amino acids.